This is a messenger RNA of Coffea eugenioides, 966 nucleotides long. RefSeq names its product protein DMP6-like. Gene Ontology annotation, biological process: endomembrane system organization. The transcript has a single exon. The record is from RefSeq and is a predicted model, not a curated record. NCBI's taxonomy places the organism in Eukaryota, Viridiplantae, Streptophyta, Magnoliopsida, Gentianales, Rubiaceae. Bases 146 to 817 code for a protein of 223 amino acids.
CUUCUUGUUCGUUCGACUUUGAAAAUCACAGAUUUCUUCGAAACUCACAGAAUUCAUUCCCUAUAAAAUGCAUCCCCAACUCUCUUACAAACUAACCAUUUGAGCACUUGAAGGAAGUCUGAAAAAACCUCCAAAAUCGCCUCCUAUGGAUGUCAAAGUAGAAACUCCAGCAUCUCCACCAACCAGCGGUGGCGAUGCAAAAACUCCCCUUUUAGACUCCCAAAAACCAGAUUCAACUACCACUCCCCAAACCAAUCAAAACUCUUCAAUCCGGCAAGCAAUCUGUUCAACAUUCAAGGGCACAGCCUACCUCGCUAGCCGUCUCCCUGCAGGAACAGUCCUUGCCUUUCGGCUCUUAUCUCCAAUACUUUCCAAUCAAGGCGAUUGCGACGUAGCUUUCAAAACCAUGACAGCUGUUCUCUUGGCUCUAUGUGCGCUUUCGUGUUUCUUUCUUAGCUUUACAGACAGUUUCAAGGAUGGAAAGGGUAACGUUUUCUUCGGUUUUGCGACAUUCAAGGGCUUCUAUCCCAUUGAUAGAACUGUGACCAUUUCCCCUGAAGAAGCUGCAAAGAAAAAGAUAGGUCCAUUGGAUUUCUUGCAUGGGUUUUUGUCACUGUUGGUUUUUGCGACUAUUGCACUUCUUGACAAAAAUAUUGUUGACUGCUUUUAUCCCACGCCUUCAGUUGAAAUCAAAGAGAUCAUUUCGGUGUUGCCUGUUGCAAAUGGGGUGGUCUGCAGUAUUUUAUUUGUUGCAUUUCCCACACAAAGGCAUGGAAUUGGCUUUGGUGCUGACCCAGAUGGUGUCAAAUCUUCGUAAACAAACAGAUUGGCUUGGGGAAAUUUGCCUAGAUUAUUGUUUUCCAUUUCAAUUAUAUCUCCAAUUAUUAUUGUCAAUAUGUUUUUGCAUGAUGAAUAAAUGUUGCUCUCCACAAUUGGAAAAUAUUGUAUACACCAAUUUUUUCUUGA